AUGGAUCAACCUCUACCGACACUCCUUUCCCCCCGGCUCGCCCGCACCAAGCCUACCUCUACUCCACCACAUCACGUCCUUGCAUCAUCAAGCUCCAGCACCAGCUGGACAUCCUAUCUCCCAUCCUUCAACCCUUCCCCUGCAGAGUCGCGACCACGCCGCGAGGGGCUCUUCAGCUCAUUCCGCAAGUCCACCAAACAAGCAGUACCUGCACUAGCCGAUGAGCGAACAGGCUUUCGCAAUCCAUGGCCAUCGUGGCACAAGCCAACGCAGAAAGAGACAUGGGACAAUCUAGAAUGGGGAGAAGAUGUGGAUCCGUGUAUCGAGCUGGUUGCUGGUGCUCUUGAGACACCUCCAACUGCACCUAGCACGGGACCAACGAGGAAAGGUAGUAAGGGCAAGACUGUGCUUCGGAAGAGGCCAAAGGAGCUCAGGAAACCAGGGAAUAAGACGCAGCAAGCUGCCGCACUACUCAAAGUCGUGAAGACGGACUUUACGUUUGAUGCCUCAACGAAGAAUGCGAAAGUGACAUGGUUGGGUCACGCAGGCAUGCUCGUACAAUUGCCGUCACUGUCACAAGAAGGAGGCCGGCCGCUACGAUGUGUCUUCGACCCUAUCUUCUCGCAACGCGCUUCUCCAACACAGAGUGCGGGCCCUACACGACACUAUCCCACACCAUGUCAAGUCGAAGAGCUGCCUAUGAUAGAUGCUUUCUUCCUGUCCCAUUCCCAUUUUGAUCAUCUCGACUACGACACAGUCAUGGCCAUAUGGCGAAACAACAAGGAAACAAUCCGCUUCCUUGUACCGCUAGGCAAUAAGAAGUGGUUCGUGGAGUCUGGGAUCCCAGAUGAGCGAGUACACGAAUUAGAUUGGUGGGAUGCUAUCUAUCUUUCACCGCAACCGGGAGCUACAGAGACACAAUGCUUGAAAGUUGUCUGCACGCCAUCACAGCAUCAGUCAGGUCGCACAGGGCUGGAUACUGACACGACAUUGUGGUCAUCAUGGUUCCUCGAGCAUCCCAUGCCCGGUGAGUCUCCACCGUAUCGUGUCUUCUUCGCUGGGGACACCGGCUACCAGUUCCACGCCUCGCCACAAUGGCCACCAUCACCCCCUACUUCCACGAGCACAACCUCCUCGCCAGCCAAAGAACCAACCUCGGUAAGUAGCGGAAGCAGAAACGACCCCAACUACCCAUCCUAUCCACCCUGCCCAGCAUUUCAAGACAUCGUAAACGCACAUGGUUCGCCAGAUCUGCUCCUCCUUCCCAUCUGGGUAGGUGGCACUUACGACUUUGUCCGCUCGUGGGCUCCUCUCUCGGACGCCCUCAAUCCAAUCCCACGUCAUAAGCUAGGCCUGACCGCGGCGAACCAUAUGCCACCGUGGGACGCUGUCCGUGUUUUGCGGUUGAUGACGGAAGGUAGAGAUAUGGGUGAGGGAGAAGUUGGGGGCAGAAACCCAAUAGCUGUGGCGAUGCAUUGGGGCACUUUUAUCACUGAGCCGGUGGAGCAGUUGCUCAUCAUAAUCCACGCGCAACCUCACGGGCAGGACUCUCAGACCCGUCGAUUUCUCGUUCAGCUGACGGGCUUGCCCUAUGAAUUACAUGGCGGAACCAACGUCUCCCUGGAUAGCGCUCUCGUCUGGAUGAUCUCGCGCUUCAGGAAGGUUGGUCACGAUACCCUCAUUAGGUCGACUGUGCAUGAUUAUACGGUCCUCAAGUGCCAGAGUAACUUCAGGGGCAAUCACGACUCCGAGGCUGGUAUUAAUCAGCUGCUGGAGCAGUACUACGAGGAAGAACGUCUACUACCUCCACAUUCCUGUAUAGCGAGAGUGGAAUCGCCGUGGGAUAUGUCGCAUCCACAGCUAGAACGAUAUGCAAACCAGACACAAUGGAAGACCAUAGGCCGCAUGGCUGAUGUCUGUGUCGUCAGAGGCGUCGAGGCGCCAUCGUCUGCCACGAUGGACCAGCUGCCGCUGGAUGUGAAUGCGACACAAGCCAAGAUCUUCAUGAAGGUCGUGAAGCAAGUUGCGAAAGAGGCUGAAGUGAUUGCAAACAUUACUCACCGAUACAUUCGAACUAUCCUUCUAGAGAGGAGUCAUUGGAUCAUUGUGGCACUGGCGUGA
Messenger RNA from Anthostomella pinea, 2121 nucleotides. NCBI's taxonomy places the organism in Eukaryota, Fungi, Ascomycota, Sordariomycetes, Xylariales, Xylariaceae. The record is from the annotation of a GenBank genome assembly.